Molecule: messenger RNA, 1071 nt
Organism: Cyphellophora europaea CBS 101466
Lineage: Eukaryota; Fungi; Ascomycota; Eurotiomycetes; Chaetothyriales; Cyphellophoraceae
Exons: 2
Coding region: 1-1071 (356 amino acids)
Source: RefSeq, a predicted model, not a curated record
AUGUGCCAGUACGACAUGGGCUACACCCUCCGCUGCACGCGGCCGGGGUGCAGCGAAUCGAAAUUCAUCACGCAGAUGGUCUUCCGCGAGACGGACGACAAGGUCGUGCGCAUGUUCAAGAAGUACCGUAAGCCCUGCGGCUGCACGGACCGCUGGUUCCGCUGGCACUACUACGCCAGCAAGACGGGCAGCUACGCCAACCACCCGAUCCACAAGCUGUGCGACCCGCACCGUCGCCGCCGCCGCAGCGCGAUUCGCGCCUGGGGGAGGCCGGAACUGGUCCCACCGGACUGGCUCGAGGCGCUCGACAAGGAAUACCCGCCUGAAAAGCGAGAGCCGUAUCCGCGGAACGGGAAACCGCCCAAGAAGCUGCAUCAGGGCUUCUUUCAGGAGAUGAAUGUCCACACCGGCCUGCCGAUGGCGACGGGACGGGUCAUCCACCACCUCGCGUACAACAGCGACGACGGCACGUCCGUGUCCGGCGUCAGCACGCCCAAGGGUGGCCGCGCUGCUACUGUUGCUGCUGCUUCGGCCGCCGCCCCCUCUGAGCCCCGCGUCUACCUCGAAGAUGCGGAACGGCCCACGACUACGCGUGUGACGACGUACCAGUACGACUCCAGGGACGUCCCCGACGAGGCCAACAGCGACUGGUUCGAAGACAUGUCGGAGGACGAGUCCCUAGCCAAAUUUGUGGCGUCGUCCGACGCUGACCUCCGAGCCGCGAAGGAGGGCAAGAAGAAGGAGGAGGAGGCGACGAGGGAGUUUUCUGGCCUGCCUGCCCCGUCGACGCGGCCUUAUCACAAGGUCGAGAACAAGGAGUCGGACGAGCGGCUGGAAGACAUGCUGCUGCGCAUCGCGAAGUUCUCGGCCGAUGUGGAUCUCGAGGACAAGGAACGCGGGGAGCGGAUCCAGGAGAUCUUGGAUCGGAUUUCUCGCAUGGAUCUCGAUACCGGCGAAGGCAGCCGGAGUGCGCGGGGGACGGAGACAGAUUUUUGCGUCGACGAGCGAAGCUACGACUGGUGUUGGUGCGUCGUCAACUUCGGCUUCGGCUCUGCGGUUUGCGGAGAGUGA